Molecule: messenger RNA, 973 nt
Organism: Gastrolobium bilobum
Lineage: Eukaryota; Viridiplantae; Streptophyta; Magnoliopsida; Fabales; Fabaceae
Product: flavonoid 3',5'-methyltransferase-like
Exons: 6
Coding region: 101-829 (242 amino acids)
Molecular function (GO): S-adenosylmethionine-dependent methyltransferase activity; O-methyltransferase activity
Source: RefSeq, a predicted model, not a curated record
GGCAAGGGAUUCAAUUUGGGAGUUGAAUGCGUGGAGCUUUUUAAGUUUCUUUGUUACACGAGAGAGCAGUUGGUAAUAACUACCCGCAAAUAAUUAAAUUAUGCCAGUCUGCAGUUUGCACUGUACUUCAACCAUGAAUAAGAACAUCCUCCAAAGUCCCGCACUUCUUAAGUAUAUCCUUGAAACGAGUGGCUAUCCAAAAGAACACGAGCAAUUGAAGCUAAUCCGAGAGAACACCUUUAAGAAGUACGAGAGAACACAGGAUCAUAUGAUGAAUGUGCCAGUGGAUGAAGCCCAGUUCAUAUCUAUUCUUCUAAAAAUCAUGAACGCGAAGAAAACACUAGAAAUUGGAGUCUUCACUGGUUAUUCUCUUCUUGCUACAGCUCUUGCUCUGCCUCCUGAUGGAAAGGUAACAGCAAUUGAUGUGGAUAGAGAAGCAUACGAGCUUGGAUUGCCCUUCAUUCAGAAGGCAGGAGUGGAGCACAAAAUUGACUUUAUCCUUGGGGAUGGAUUAUCAGCCCUCAAUGAUCUUAUUGAUGGCAAACAAGAAGAAUCAUUUGAUUAUAUAUUUGUGGACGCUGACAAGGAAGAAUACAUGAAGUAUCACGAUCUGCUGUUAAAAUUGGUGAAGAAGGGUGGGAUAAUUGCAUACGACAACACCUUAUGGUAUGGUUCAGUGGUCAUGUCUGAGGACGAUGACAUAGAUGAUAUCAUAAGGAAGAAACGAAAGCCUUUGCUUGAAUUCAAUGCUUUUAUAGCCAACGAUUCUCGCAUCGAAUCAGCUCUUCUUUCUGUUGGGGAUGGCGUAACCCUUUGUAGGUGUGUCUAACCUCUUCAGAGGGAAGAAUGAUAAAUAGUAUUAUAAUCAAUAAGGACAAUUAAAAAGAUAAAAAUUAUAAUAAAUAAAUUUAUAGUUUGUUGUCUCUGAUAUAAGAAAGAAAAAUAUAUACUAAUAAAGCAUCACUUUCAAUGU